AUGUGGCGUCCUCCGGGACAGAAGGUCCCUGAACUUCCGCCUAGCGGACCGGAUGACCCGCCGGAAGAUGUUCAAGCGCGAUCCCUGUUCCGUAGGGGUUUGCCCUUCCACAUCAGCUCCAGGCUGUUCAUCUCCAUCUAUGGCGGCGACGGCGGGCACUUGAACCCCGGCUGCGACAACAUCAGGCUGUUCGGCCCCUUUGGCGACGUCCGUCACCGCUCCUCCGUCGACCGCGCCGACCUGAGCUCGGCGGGUGCGCGGGCGAAUGGGAUCAGCAAGUGCGCCGAACAAGAUCGUCGACCCGGUAGCCCCGGCUACAUAAACCAGUGA
Messenger RNA from Peniophora sp. CBMAI 1063, 330 nucleotides. NCBI's taxonomy places the organism in Eukaryota, Fungi, Basidiomycota, Agaricomycetes, Russulales, Peniophoraceae. The record is from the annotation of a GenBank genome assembly.